CCGCGGAGAGUAAAAAAGGCAGUUUUCUUGGGUCACUUGUGGAAGGAACUUUGGUGUGUUGGUGGGGUUUGGGAAUCUGGUGUUUAUCUGCUGCUGUGGGGACUUGAGCUCCCUCCCGGAGGCUGGGUACUUGGGGGAGACUGCAGACUGUUCCCUCUGCUUCUCAAAGUUGGUGCAAGAGUCAGCGUGGCACCCUGCUCCCCUUCUGGCAUAUCAGAAUCGGCAGUCCAUGUGCAAUUCCAGAAAGAUGUGCACUUUGUGCAGAGGCAUCCUUAAGUGGAGCAGGAAACUGCGGAGCCUCUCGGAUGGCCCUGAGUGCAUCUGCAUUCCGUGCCCCGGGGGAUCCCGGUCCGGGAGCCAGGGCGCUCUGCUCUGUGGCUGAGUGUGAACCGGGCUCUGCCUCUGGCCUCCUGACGGCAUCCUCGCUCCUCUAAUCUGAGCAUUGCUUGUUCUCUCAGGAGGUUAGUCCAGCUUCAGUUGGGGAAAAGAGUCACAAGUCUAGGAUUUUGCCAUUUAAACAUACUCUUCAGACCACUUGAUCGCUGCCCUAGACACCAUGGAUUUGCAUCUGUUUGACUACUCGGAACCAGGGAACUUCUCUGACAUCAGCUGGCCAUGUAACAGCAGCGACUGCAUCAUGGUUGACACCAUGACAUGCCCCAACAUGGCCAACAAGAGCGUUCUGCUCUACACCCUAUCCUUCAUCUAUAUCUUCAUCUUCGUGAUCGGCAUGAUCGCCAACUCCGUGGUGGUCUGGGUGAACAUCCAGGCCAAGACCACCGGCUACGACACGCACUGCUACAUCUUAAACCUGGCCAUCGCCGACCUGUGGGUGGUGGUCACCAUCCCGGUCUGGGUGGUCAGCCUUGUGCAGCAUAACCAGUGGCCCAUGGGUGAGCUCACUUGUAAGGUCUCUCACCUCAUCUUCUCCAUCAACCUCUUUGGCAGCAUCUUCUUCCUCACCUGCAUGAGCGUGGACCGCUACUUGUCCAUCACCUACUUCACCAACACCUCGAGCCACAGGAAGAAGGUGGUUCGCCGUGUUGUCUGCGUCCUGGUGUGGCUGCUGGCCUUUUGCGUGUCCCUGCCCGACACCUACUACCUGAAGACUGUCACAUCCGCAUCCAACAACGAGACCUACUGCCGGUCCUUCUACCCGGAGCACAGUGUCAGGGAGUGGCUGAUCAGCAUGGAGCUGCUGUCUGUGGUCUUGGGCUUUGUCAUUCCUUUCUGCAUCAUCGCCAUCUUCUACUUCUUGCUGGCCCGAGCCCUCUCAGCCUCCGGAGACCAGGAGACGCACAGCAGUCGGAAGAUCAUCUUCUCCUACGUGGUGGUCUUCCUGGUGUGCUGGCUGCCCUACCAUGUCGUGGUGCUCCUGGACGUUGUUUCCAUACUCCACUACAUCCCCUUCACUUGCCAGCUGGAGAACUUCCUCUUCUCGGCCCUGCACGUCACGCAGUGCCUGUCCCUGGUGCACUGCUGUGUCAACCCCGUGCUCUACAGCUUCAUCAACCGCAACUACAGGUACGAGCUGAUGAAGGCCUUCAUCUUCAAGUACUCGGCCAAAACGGGCCUCACCAAGCUCAUCGACGCCUCCCGGGUGUCGGAAACAGAGUACUCCGCUUUGGAGCAAAACACCAAGUGAGGCCCAGGCUCCGGACACGUGUGCUUGCUUUCAGCAGGGCUCUAGGUUGCCUGGGGGCUUGAGACCGGAGCAGUGUGCAGAGGGGGAGGCGGGCCACAGUGCUUCCUCCCUGACUCUCUCAUGCCUGCAUGGCCAUUGCUUGGCUGUGACCCUGAUCAUGUGUCACACAGGGCCGUGCCUCCAGCCGAUGCCACUUGUCAAAACUGGUGGACGGAGGGGUCUUGCCUGCACUUCUGUACAAUAGGACUCUCUGUGUUUCCUGAAGGUUUUCUAUGGUGAUUUGUAUUUAAAUGCUAAGACUUUAUUUUCUCACUCUUGGCAUACCUUAUAAAUGUAUCAGAAAGUUUAAAUAUUUUAAAUGCUGUAUGGGAAGUGUAACGCUGACAUGUAAUCGUGUUGUAGUUUUAAGAUUAGCUUGACUUCGAUUUUGACUAAGGAUGAUGUUGACUGUUUAGCUGUUGUGAGAUUAUAUAUAAAUAUAUAAAUAUAUACUUCUAUGCCAGCCUCAGCAGAAAUGUUUUAUUUACGACAGUUUUCUAUCUGGGUGUUGCUUUGUACUGGCAUGGGGUGUGCGACGAGAACUGCCCUGUAAUGCAGUUUCUGACAUUAAUAAUAUCUGUAAACUUAUAUUGAAAAACAAACAAACAAACAAAAAAAGCAAAACUGUUCCAGGCUGCAAUGCUGUGCAUAAAGCAAACGGCGUAAGUCAGAGAGUUCACUCAACCUGUAAGUUAUUGUUUUAAAAAUAAAGAUCGUUUUGAUUUUCCUAAAAAA
Molecule: messenger RNA, 2419 nt
Organism: Pipistrellus kuhlii (Kuhl's pipistrelle)
Lineage: Eukaryota; Metazoa; Chordata; Mammalia; Chiroptera; Vespertilionidae
Gene: ACKR3
Product: atypical chemokine receptor 3
Exons: 2
Coding region: 557-1645 (362 amino acids)
Biological process (GO): angiogenesis; G protein-coupled receptor signaling pathway; chemotaxis
Cellular component (GO): membrane
Molecular function (GO): chemokine binding; coreceptor activity; G protein-coupled receptor activity
Source: RefSeq, a predicted model, not a curated record